GUAUGGCUCUGCCGCCCUCAUACUCUGUAGUUGUUUUAUUGUUUUCCCAACAAUUUUGUUUUCCAUUUCAAUGUUCUAUUAAACAAAUCAAUACGUGAAUUGCAAUAAAUUUUCCAUAACAAACAUUCCUAUAAGAAAACCUAAGGAUUUUCCACAUUAAAAAAAUACAAUAAAAUGCCAGUGAGAAAAUAUCGUCAUGAAACUCGAGAAGUUAGUUGUUGUACAAAAUAUUUGUUGUUUGUGUGUAACACAUUGCUGUGGAUGACGGGCUUGAUCAUUUUGGCCGCUGGUGUCUGGGCUUGGAAUGAAAAAGAUGCCUUUAGCAAUCAAUUUAAGUUGACAUUGUUGGUCUUGGAUCCAGCCUUUGUUUUGAUUUGUACGGGCAGUGUGGCAUUUCUGAUUGGAUUUACAGGAAGUGUGGGAGCCUUGAGGGAGAACACCUGUUUGCUGGGAACGUUUAUUGUCCUAAUGUGUGUCCUUUUGGUUGUGGAAGUCUGCUUUGGUGUUUUGUAUUUAGUACUCAAGGAUAAAGGCUGGAUAAAAGACCAGGCCACCGAAGGCCUGCGUGCCUUCAUCAUCCACUACCGUGAAGAUCCGGAUCAACAGAAUCUCAUCGAUUGGAUCCAAGAAGACUGGUUACAAUGUUGUGGUAUUGAAGGCCCCAAGGAUUGGGAUAGUAAUAAUUAUUUCAAUUGUUCGUCGAGUGCAAUUGGCAGCCGCGAGGCAUGUGGGGUUCCAUUCUCAUGCUGUCGUCGUCAACCGCAUGAAUUGAUAAAGAAUAAACAAUGUGGCUAUGAUGUCCGCAAGGAAGGAUAUCCUGUUGAUAGACAUAUUUAUGAACGUGGCUGUUUAAGGGCUGGCGAAGAAUUUCUGGAAAUGCAUAUUGUGUCCAUUUGGAUAUAUAUAAUGGUGACGGUGUUUUGUCAGAGUUUUGAAAUUGCAAAAAUAAUUUAUGAUAAGGGAUGCGUCCAAGCCGGCGAGGAGUGGAUGGAAAGAAAUCUUAUUUUAAUUUCUACCAGUGCAAUUAUAGCAAUUUUCUUUCAGAUAUUAUUCGUCAUCUUCACGCAAAAUCUUCGUGCCGACAUCAAUUCUCAAAAAUCCAAAUGGCACUGACCAUUGUCCAAUGCCGUCCCUUAAGAAAGGCUUGCGGUUGUUGUCUAAGGAGGGGGACGUAAAAUGAAAUGUAAAUUGUAAAACAAUCAAACAAGGGAUUUCGAAUAUAGGAAAAGUCACCCUUAUGAGUGGGGAACUUUUCCGUCUCAUGCCAGAAGCUAAUCUAAAAAAGAAAAACAAACAAAUUGUUACUGAGUAUGUAAGCAAAAUUUUAUGUUUUCUUUUAAUAGAAUUAUGUUGCCAACUUUUUGAUAAACUAACGACAAAACAAUUUAGAAGAAAUCCAAGUGAACGAACAAAAAGAAUCUACAUAUAUAUAUAUUUUACUAUGCAUAUUUAUACUGUUUACCUGUAUCUGUUUUCCCUUCAAUUUAUGUACCUAAAAAAACAAUGACUCUACUAACAAUAACAGGAAUAGAACAGGCGGCAUUAAAGGCUUGAAAUGUUGAGGCAAUAAAAUAGGAUAUUUGAAAUCGGUUUUAUGUACUUAAGCACAAAUAAUAGUGUUGACACUUCCAUGUGCAUUUGUAUAUUAUUUUUUAAUUAUUUUAAUUGUAUAUUACUUAAAAUUAUUAUUUAUAAUUAUACUCAUUUAUUUAUAUAAAACUAUAUUAUAGAUGCUCAAUUUUGUGACAUGUUGUGAAACUUUGCACUGAUAAGGACCAAAUAGACAUAGAGUUUGUAGACCACAUACGCAGCUCCGUUUAUGCACAGCAAACGGGUAUGACCCUUGCAGGGUUAGGGAAGAAAUUGCUCGUUGGAUAUAUAACAAACAGUAUUAUCAAAGAACAAAAAUUGAUAGGAAACGAGGCCAAUGUAUAGAAAUGCUUCUAAAGCCCUGUAAUAUAUUUGUUUUAGAGGAAAUUGGAGACGUUAUACCUAUAGAAGAUCCUUUGACUGGUUGUUCGUAUAGAAGGCACUUUAAACCAAUUUUUAUUUAUAAUCAAAAUGCAUUUAAAAGUCCACAUAACAUGUUGUAUGGAUGGACAAUGAAACGAGGCUAAUCUAUAGAAACUCUUCCAACACUCGAUGGUCUAUUAGUUGUAAAGAAAAUUCAAGAAAAAGGGAAUAUGUUUUGGAAGAUUUUAUACCCGAAAAAACAAUGAAUUGCUAGCCAGCUCCAUUGUUGUUGUUGUAGCAGCUCAUAUUGCCGGGUUGGUUCUGACUCCUCUUAAUCGGGUUCUGCCUCUAAGUCCAGUCUCAAAAACGGAUGCAACCUGUACGGGUUUGGUCCACAACGAGAAUGGAGUUAGCUGAGUAGGUUUGUGGUUGGACAGCCAAAUAGAUGUGGCGUGUUAUCUGGAGCAAUGCCAUAAGCGGGCAGAUGGGUGGCUGCACCAUCCGGAUCAUUACUGAGCCAAAACUACUCGGGUUUUCGCGGCAGUUUUCGUUCUUUAGCUGCGAGGGGAAGGGGAUGGUAUCCUAGUACAGUAUUCACCCUUUCAUGACUUCUGAAACCGAGUUACAGUGAAUACUAUUCAGUCCCGCUUGAUAUGUCUGUUGAUCUAGAGGCUCUCUCUUAUACAUAUGUAUCUCUCUCUCUCUCUCUCUCUGUCUCUAGAUCAUGAAGGUCUUUCCUUACGUGUCUGGGCGGAGGUUGCCCACCCACCAGACGGUGAUUCCGAUGGCUCUGUCUUUAACAGCAUUUUAUUACGCUUUGCACCGGUAAGUCCUUCGCCUCCUCAUGUAGGGGGUCGACAGGUGUCAUGAGCAGGCACAAAGUUGCGGUUCUAAAGGCGGCAAUCUUUCAGGACUGAAUAUUUUCCCACUGCGUAUCAGCUCCCCAAGUUAUGCCGGCCAGAAACUUGAGAACCUUCUUCCUACUUCUAAUCUUAUCGCAGAUAGCUGCGGUAUGCGCGGAUGAUUUGAAGACGCUUUCGAAUGUGACCCCUAAGACCUUGGGGUUGUUGGUGGUCGGAAUUACAACAGCUCCAUUGUGGUCUGCUUGGGUGGUAUCGCGUGAGUCCUAACAAUUAUAUGGUGGACAAAUUUCUCCCACUCAGGCGAUUGAGGAAGCACCUGCACGAUCUAGAGAGGUAGAGGCCCAUCGAUACAAUAGAGAGUCUCUAAAUCAGAAUGCCUAACAGACAGGCCUAAAUAGCGUUCAUACAAAUCAAACAUUAUAUGAGUAGCUUUUACAAUAACAGCAGCAACGCCUUAGAGUAUGAAACAAAAUUAGAAAAGGAAAGGAGCCCAAUCUAUUUUUUUAAAAUUCAAAUAAUUAUUGGCGAUCAUAAGAAGAUGUCCCUCAGAAAUUGUCAGUCUAUGGCAUUGGAAAAGUUUUGAAGCGCUUCCAUUUACCUUUUAUUUAAUAUUAUCUUAAAUCUCAAUAUCUCGAAUACUCACUGCCCCGUCUUAAGUUUAUAUGUUCAUUAUGAAUCUACCUUUAACUGCCAAUUAGUAAACCUCAAAAAAAUAGAAUCUCACAAGCCUUCAAAACUCAAGUCUUUCAAAUGCCGCCAAAACCAACUCCCUGUUAACGCCUAUCAUAACUAAGCUUUAUAUUUA
This is a messenger RNA of Musca domestica (house fly), 3621 nucleotides long. RefSeq names its product tetraspanin-17 (gene Tsp26A). Lineage: Eukaryota; Metazoa; Arthropoda; Insecta; Diptera; Muscidae. The record is from RefSeq and is a predicted model, not a curated record. The transcript is spliced from 7 exons. Bases 175 to 1113 code for a protein of 312 amino acids. Gene Ontology annotation, cellular component: membrane. Gene Ontology annotation, biological process: protein localization to plasma membrane; protein maturation.